Molecule: messenger RNA, 1182 nt
Organism: Ziziphus jujuba (common jujube)
Lineage: Eukaryota; Viridiplantae; Streptophyta; Magnoliopsida; Rosales; Rhamnaceae
Exons: 6
Coding region: 130-1020 (296 amino acids)
Biological process (GO): biosynthetic process
Cellular component (GO): cytoplasm
Molecular function (GO): isomerase activity
Source: RefSeq, a predicted model, not a curated record
AUGAGAUGUUCCUAUUUGUAUAUUAAAAGCAAAGAAAUACUUUUAACAUUUUCAUGUUCUUGAAAUCCUAUCCCGCAUAAUCCUCUACCUUCAUUGCAAGACCAUCUCAUUUGUCUCUCUGGGAGGAUUAUGGGGAAAAAACCCGUCAAAUACACAGUGGUGGACGCGUUCACUGACUCAGCCUUCAAGGGAAACCCAGCUGCAGUUUGUUUGUUAGAAGAGGAGAGGGACGAUGGAUGGCUGCAAUCGGUGGCUACUGAGUUCAAUAUCUCUGUCACUUCCUAUUUGACUCCGGACAACUCGGAUCAAACUCCUAAUCAUCCUAGGUUUCGUCUUAGAUGGUUCACACCUGUUGCUGAGGUUAAGCUUUGUGGUCAUGGAACAUUAGCAGCUUCACACACACUCUUUACGUCUGGGUUUAUCGAUUCCAACAUCAUUGAAUAUGUCACAGGAUCUGGGGUUCUAACUGCUAAAAGGCUUUCUUCAAGUACUAACAGUACCAUUCGGAAUGAUAAAGAUGCAAAAGAAUCUUUUUUAAUUGAAUUGAAUUUUCCAACUGCCCCAAUCACAGAAUCAGAUACAACAGAUGUUUCCUUGGUUUCUAAGGCCUUGGGUGGUGCUACUGUGAUUGAUAUUAGAAGGACAAUUGCUAAAGAUGAUCUCUUCGUUGUGCUAGCAUCAGCAAAAUGUGUUGCAGAUGUUCAACCAGAGUUGGAUGCAAUUAGAAGAUGUCCAGGAAGAGGGAUAAUUAUAACUGGGGUUGCUCCACCAGAAUCUGGAUUUGAUUUUUACAGUAGAUUUUUCUGCCCAAAGUUAGGAAUCGAUGAGGAUCCAGUUUGUGGGAGUGCACAUUGUUCUUUGGCACUUUACUGGUGCAAACUAUUGGGAAAGUCAGAUUUUGUUGCCUAUGCGGCAUCGCCAAGAGGAGGAGUCGUAGACGUUCAUCUGGAUGAGCAGAACCAGAGGGUGUUAUUGCGAGGCAAGGCCUCUACUGUCAUGACAGGAACUCUCUUAGUUUGAAUUUAGCUCGCUCUUUAUUUAUUUAUUUUUUUCAAACUUUUGGGAACGGUAGCUUUCUUUUAGUUUGCAUGGACAAAAAUAUUGGAAUUAUUCAUGUUGAAUUGUAUGCUAUUUCUAGUUUGAACAUAUUUAUCUUCAUCAAUUGAGAGAAGUUGAUCAUAA